This is a messenger RNA of Xylaria bambusicola, 1401 nucleotides long. Its product is annotated as citrate synthase. The record is from RefSeq and is a predicted model, not a curated record. Gene Ontology annotation, molecular function: acyltransferase activity, acyl groups converted into alkyl on transfer. Gene Ontology annotation, biological process: tricarboxylic acid cycle. The transcript is spliced from 5 exons. The coding region runs from base 10 to 1401 and encodes 463 amino acids. Lineage: Eukaryota; Fungi; Ascomycota; Sordariomycetes; Xylariales; Xylariaceae.
CCUAUCAUCAUGACUUCUGAUACAGCUCCAAAGGUGAACGGUGUCAAUGGCGCCAAGGCCUUCAAUGGCGUACACUCCGUUAAACAGCCUCAGGGCGAUGUUCUGCACAUAAUUGACAGUCGAACAAGACUACACUACACAGUUGAUAUUCAACAAAAUUCCAUUAACGCAACUGAUCUUAAGGCGAUAAAAGCGCCAAAAGAUGAGGAGCAUCCUGAACACCAGAACGAACAGGGGCUCCGCGUUUAUGACCCCGGAUACUCAAACACUUUAGUCAGCGAAAGCAAGAUAACGUACAUUGAUGGCCUUGAAGGCACAAUUCAAUACAGAGGCUACUCGAUCCAUGAUAUAAUAGGUAAAAAGAAGUUCGCGGACCUCUCUUACCUACUCAUUUGGGGGCACUGGCCGUCGCCACAAGAGGCGAAAAACUACCAAGACCGUCUAAAUGAGGUUCCUCUCAUUGAUGACAAUGUUCUGAAUGUUAUUAGAUCUUUCCCAAAGAAUGGAUCUAUUAUAGGAAUGAUGAUCGCUGGGCUCAGCGCUCUUCAGUCAUCCGACAUGGAUGCAAUUCCAGCCCACGCAGCUAAGAACCUCUAUCUCGGCCAACCUGAGAAUGUCGACAAGGAAGUUAUCCGGGUACUAUCGAGUCUGUCAAUGAUCACGGCUGCUGCCUACUGCCACCACACGGGCAAGCCUUUCACUCCUCCGAGGAAGGACUACUCCUACGUCCAAAACUUCAUGUUAAUGACGGGGCUGGUAGACGAGAGCACAGGGGAGCCAAACCCGCGCUACGUCGACGUGAUCGAGCGUCUCUGGACUACCGUCGCUGACCAUGAAAUGACGUGCUCUACCGCGGCUCUGUUGCAGACUGCCUCUGCACUACCUGACAUCAUAUCAUCCUUGAUCUCCGCUAUCUCCGCCACUUACGGCCCAUUACACGGCGGUGCUAUCGAGGUUGCAUACAAGAGCAUCGAAGAGAUCGGCAGCGUCGACGACGUGCCAGCCAAGAUCGAACGCGUCAAGGCGGGCAAAGAGCGUUUGUACGGCUACGGUCACCGUGUCUAUCGCGUGACUGAUCCGCGCUUUACAUACAUUAGCGAAAUAUUGAAUGAACUGACAGAUGAGGCCUCCAAAGACCCUCUGCUACAGGUCGCGUUCGCACUUGACCGUGCAGCUGCUCAGGAUGAGUACUUCAUCUCUAGGAAACUCAGACCUAAUGCCGACCUUUUCGCUGCAUUUGCGUAUAAGGCGCUUGGAUUCCCGUCUAACUUUAUCCUUCCCAUUUCAGUUGUGUCAAGGACACAAGGUUUUGUAGCACACUGGAAAGAAGCGAUGGAGGGGAAACCCCGUAUUUGGCGCCCAGGUCAGAAAUACACCGGCAACCUAAAUAUGAAGGAAUAG